AUGUAUAGAAAUAAAAACCUCCCCAUCACAUUGACAUUGACAUGGCCUCAUAAAUAUGUUAACUUUCCAGAUUUUACACAGGCACAAAAAUUACAGAUUAAACAACUACAUGAUAAAGAAGGAAUUAAAGAUCUCGGUACUAUAAUCAAAGCUUGCUCUAAUGUCGAGAUACCAAUUGACACAUUUGAGCUCUCUGUGAAAAUUAGAACGGUUUGUGUCUGUUCGACAACAUACUACGCUUUAUUGAAUAUUCCAGAAUUCCAGUCAAAGAAAGUCGACAAGGUUAAUAUUUUAGUAGUAGCUUUAAGGUAUAUUCGAUUUGAAUACAAUCAAAAUAUUCCAAGUGUCAUUACUUAA
Molecule: messenger RNA, 357 nt
Organism: Phycomyces blakesleeanus NRRL 1555(-)
Lineage: Eukaryota; Fungi; Mucoromycota; Mucoromycetes; Mucorales; Phycomycetaceae
Exons: 5
Coding region: 1-357 (118 amino acids)
Source: RefSeq, a predicted model, not a curated record